CUUUUUAGUAUUGCCAGGCACUCCGCUCAACUAACAGGAUUAACAAGUCUGCACGGAAUCGAAUUAAAUCGGCCUCUGGUAUGGUACUCACGCUUCGCCUGGAUCCGCUUUCGUUCCACUUUGUCUCCAGGUCAUUUGCCAAAAAUUAGCUUCCGUCGUGCUGACAUCUGGCGCCUGGAGCUGGCAGACUACGAUACUGCCGUGAUGUUUGGAGCAGAGAAUACGGUGAGUGCCUAUGUCACUGUUAAUGCGUCAUGA
Protopolystoma xenopodis is the source of this 258-nucleotide messenger RNA. The record is from the annotation of a GenBank genome assembly. Lineage: Eukaryota; Metazoa; Platyhelminthes; Monogenea; Polystomatidea; Polystomatidae.